Molecule: messenger RNA, 1530 nt
Organism: Colletotrichum godetiae
Lineage: Eukaryota; Fungi; Ascomycota; Sordariomycetes; Glomerellales; Glomerellaceae
Product: major facilitator superfamily transporter
Exons: 3
Coding region: 1-1530 (509 amino acids)
Biological process (GO): transmembrane transport
Cellular component (GO): membrane
Molecular function (GO): transmembrane transporter activity
Source: RefSeq, a predicted model, not a curated record
AUGAGAGCAGGGGAUGUCAAAGUCCUCAGCAAGAAUGGCUCAGUCAACGAUGAAGAAAUCGGUGGAUCGCACUCAGAGGCGCCCCUCGAGGUCCACGGAGACGAAGACAUCGUAGCGCGGAUGAACAACCUCGAUCCUCCCGUGACACCAGAGGAAGAGAAACGCGUACGGAGAAAGAUCGAUAUGCGAUUGCCCCCUUUCCUACUCAUCCUCUACAUGUUCACCUGGCUGGACCGCGGGGCGCUGGGCAACGCGGCACUGAUGGGGAUCAAGGAAGAUCUCGGUUUCACGAGCAGAGACUUUUCUCUCGCCGUGAGCAUGUUCUUUGUCGGGACGGCGAUUUCUGACCUGUUUACGAAUAUUGGGAUGAGGUAUAUCAGGCCUUCGGUGUAUCUUGCUACGGCGAUGAUCAUCUGGGGUGUCUUUGCGACGCUGCAAGCCGUUGCCGGCGGUCCCAGUGGCAUAUUUGCCAUUCGAUUCUUCCUCGGCAUCUUUGAGGCUGCCUUCAUCUCCGGGGCGCCGUACCUGACGACCGUACUCUAUCCCAGAGCCGAAUGGGGCCGUCGCAUCAGCGUCUACCUCUCAGCAACCCCCCUCGCAGGCGCCUUCGGCGGCUGGGUAGCCUACGGUGUCUCCAACAUCUCCAACCCUCUCAUAAAGCACUGGCAAGCCCUCUUCAUCAUCGAAGGCCUCGUCACAAUCGUCUUCGGCGUAGCCUGUAUCUGGGUUCUGCCCGACCGCCCGCACAACACGCGCUGGCUCACCCCGCGCGAGCGCGACGUCGCCACCUGGCGCAUGAUGCGUGACGGCAACCGCACGCACGGAAAAGUCCACUGGCGCACGACGGCGACGCAGCUGACGGAGGACUGGCGGCUGUGGGUGAAUAUCGCGAUUUACAUGGGCCAGGUGCUGCAGACGUACACUAUUGCGACGUUUACGCCGAUUAUUGUGGCGACAUUUGGGUAUGACAACGUCAAGGCGCAGUUGAUGACAGCGCCGCCGUAUUGUGUUGCGUUUGUCAUGGUGUUUGUUGUCGGUUGGGCGAGUGAUCGGGUUAAAUCGUGUUCGGGGCUGUUGGUGGGGUGUUCUGUUGUUGCUGCUGUUGGCGAUUUGCUGCUUGCUAUGUUGCCGCACACGGCUGCGAGUGCGAGAUACGGCGCGACUUUUCUGAUUUUGUCUGGGAUCUUGUCUGGUGUCACGUUGAGUGUGGGCAAUAUUACGAGUAAUUGCUGCGGAGAUAUCAAGAAAGGGAUCGCGACGGGGUUGUUUCAGUCUUUUGGGAGUACGAUGGGCAUCGCGACGGGGUAUCUUUUCCCUUCGAAUGAUGGACCGAGUUAUAAGAAAGGGUUCUGGACGUUGUUUGCGGCGACGUGUUGGACUGGCAUUGGUGCUGCUUUCGUGACCGUGAUGAAUAUCAGAGAGAAUAGGAGGCGCGAUCGCGAGUUUGGGAAACCGCCUCAAGAUGUGGUGAUUGAUUAUGAUGAGGAUGGACAAAUGGAGAAUCAUCCGUACUGGAGAUUCUACCAUUAG